AUGCCCUGGAUGCCGCAGAAUGACCCGUCCGAGGUCCCUCCUCGACCCCAAUUGACCUCUCAACAGUCCAAUUCCCUCCCCUCAACUCCUUACCAACAUGCGCGCAAACUCUCCUUGACCUCACGGUCGCCGUCCCCCGUCCGUGGCAGCACAUCUCCUCGGUCCACCUACUCGGAAUCGACCCAUCUACCUCCCUCGGCGCGAAAGCCCCUGGGGGGUUGUAAAUAUGAAACCGCCAUGGCUUACUUUCGAAGACGAAUACCCUAUAGCCUCGGGGCGGAUCUAUUGCCCGAAGAAAAGGAGGGUCUCAAGGAGCAUCUGGAACCCGACGAGGAACGCCGGUUGACCGCCGAUAUCAUGGACCUUUAUGAUCGCUUGUUACCGUCCGCCGAGAGCGACGACCGACGCCGGCAGCUCGUCGCAAAGGUGGAAAAAUUAUUUAAUGAUCAGUGGCCAGGACAUGAGAUCAAGGCAAAUGUCUUUGGUUCGUCGGGGAAUAAGCUUUGUUCGAGUGAUUCGGAUGUGGAUAUUUGUAUCACGACGGAUUACAAGGACUUGGAGCAUGUGUGUCUGCUGGCAGAAGUACUGGCGAAGCACGGUAUGGAACGGGUGGUUUGCGUGUCCCAUGCCAAAGUCCCCAUCGUUAAAAUUUGGGAUCCCGAACUUAAACUGGCCUGUGACAUGAACGUCAACAAUACCCUCGCUCUGGAGAAUACGCGGAUGAUCCGAACAUAUGUGGAUGUCGACGACCGAGUUCGGCCGUUAGCGAUGUCGGUCAAGCAUUGGACAAAGCGCAGGAUUCUCAACGAUGCUGCGCUAGGUGGCACCUUGAGUUCCUACACCUGGAUCUGUCUCAUCAUCAAUUUCUUACAGACACGGAAUCCGCCGGUCUUACCCAGUCUUCAAGCUCGCCCACAUGAAAAGAGGGCGACCCCGGACGGGUUGGUAUACUCUUUUGACGACGAUCUGACAACACUACGUCAAUUCGGCCUCAAGAACAAAGAAACAGUGGGUGAGCUGUUUUUUGGGUUCUUUCGCUAUUAUGGACACGAAAUCAAUUACGAGGAGAACGUCAUUUCGGUGCGCGAGGGUAAACUGGUGUCCAAGGAGGCCAAGGGCUGGCAUCUAUCAGUGAAUAAUCGACUGUGCGUCGAGGAGCCUUUCAACACAUCGAGGAACCUGGGAAAUACCGCGGACGAUACCUCUUUCCGAGGGUUACACAUGGAGCUCCGGAGAGCCUUCAAGUACGCAUCGGAUGGGGAUCUGGCCGGAUGCUGCGCCCAGUUUGAGUUUCCCCCAGAGGAGGAGCGGACGUGGGAACGACCGCCUCCCCAGCCGAGGCCCGUCAUCACCGCCGCGUACGCUCCGAAAGGAGGUCGCGGUGGAGGCCGGGGUGGUGGGCGUUACGGGAAUAACCAAUACUCCCGGACGGGAUUCAGCAACGGUGGCCGUCGCACGUCCAACACGGGGAACAAAUCUGCUUUCCGACAACCCAAUUCAGUAGGCACUUCAGAUCUCUCCUUCCAGGCUCAGCAACAAGCCCAAUUUUUGCUACAUGACCAGCUGUACCAACAAAUCCAACUUCUUCAGGCCCAGGAGCAAGAGCUGCGCAUGCAGCUCCACAACCAGGCCCUCAUCACCGGACGGCCCCCUCCGGUGUUUCUUCGCCAGCCGUUUAUCCAAUUCCCCAUGCCACAGCAGCAGGAAUACAUGGGCGGUGAUGAGACUGCCCGGCCACGGUCCGGGACCGUGAGUCAGCCUCCUCUGACACCGUCGCCGAGCCGGCAGCAAAAUCACUAUCCCAGCCCGACGUAUGCCUCCGUGAGUGCUGCCGCCACGCAAGGAACCGCCGCCGAUCCUUCGUCCCCCUCGGCGUCCAACGGUCACCCGGAUCUCCACCGCGAUCCUCGCCGGGCGUCGCUGGUCAACGGAUCACCCAAGGCAAAUUUGCGAGCACAGUCCCAGCCUGCCCGGCCUCAACAUUCUCCGACGAUUCCAUCAUUGUAUGCGAUCCCACAGCCUCUUGACACGUCAUUUUUGUCAAGGCAGCAACCGGUCCCUGAGCCAUCCGAGAUCGGCGAGGGGAGCGGCGAUGAGAACAUGAUGCCGUCCAACAGCCUCCCCGGCAAUGCCUCUCAUCCCGACACAGGGGACGAGAACCGAGCUCAAGACAUGAUUAGUUACUAUUAUACCCCACAACAGCUGCAGCUUUAUCAACAAAAUGCGCUGCUAUCGCCCUUGUCUACCACGCCGAUCAGCUUCGCGUUGCCGAAUGGCUACACGUCUUACCUCCCCGUGCAGCCGGAGUACAGGUCUGGGUCGUUCUCGUCGGAAGGAGUCAACUCUCGACCGGAACAGAUGUCACCUCCGACGCAGAGCUCUGCUGCGUUUGGGCCACAACGUUCGCCGUCGCGACCCGCACCGCCAAUUGAUCGAGGUCCCCUCAUUGUCGACGGUUCGGUCCCGCCCAGCGAGUCUCGGCAGCGAUAUGCGAUGGAUUUGGUGGACCCGUACGCCGCCGUCACCCAUUACACGUCCACGUCCGAUGAUCACAACAUGAACACUCCCGCCAGCUUCUCCGACUCGUUGUCGCAAGACUUCCAAGACCCGAUCUCGUGCGAUAGCGAACAGCAACAGGGUUAUUCGCAAGGCCCGCUUCAACCGCCCAAGAGUCUUGGUGUCACCGGCCUCGCUGAACUGCCUUCGAAAAACGCGAAUGGGCAGCCUGAGCUCCUGGCCAGUCGUUUGCAAAACCUGCACUCGUCCAAUGCUGAAAAGCUUGCUCACUCGCAGCCAACGACCAAGGCACCUUCCGAGCGACAGAAGAGUGGGACUGCACCCCAUGGCUCCGGCAAAGAUGCGAUGCCCGUCAAGAACUCGACCGCCGAGAAAUCAUCCCCCGGAAUACCCACCAACCAUGAAGGACGUCAGCAGACGUCGAACCCAAAGCGUGGACGUUCCAACGGGGUGGAAGCCACCGAUAAAUCAAGCGGGGUCUCCCAUGGCCACGGACAGGGCCAUGGUCAUGGCCAUGCAAAUGGCUAUGCGUCGACUCCUCACGGGCCGAAAUCUAAGACCAAGGGGCGUCAAGAGGCUGUGCUCCAUUCUGCACAUCACCCAAGCGAUGGGAAGGAUCGGAACACCGACCAUGGCCCUCGAAAGACUGGUGGUCAUGCCAAUGGGAGUAACGAAAACAAUCACAGCGGAUGGCAAACCACGGGAAAGAAGAAGCAUCGCAGGAGUGGCAAGUCGUCCGCUGCUGAAUCGCGAGGAGGCGCGCACGGCGGUCCAGAACCACUACCCGAGGAUGUGUCCUUGCGCAAGGGUGGCUGA
Molecule: messenger RNA, 3333 nt
Organism: Penicillium oxalicum
Lineage: Eukaryota; Fungi; Ascomycota; Eurotiomycetes; Eurotiales; Aspergillaceae
Exons: 3
Coding region: 1-3333 (1110 amino acids)
Biological process (GO): RNA 3'-end processing
Molecular function (GO): nucleotidyltransferase activity
Source: RefSeq, a predicted model, not a curated record